GCCGCCCGCCCUGCGCCCGGCCCCGCGCAGCGCCCGCGGGGGGCGCGAUGCCGAACGGCCCCGGCCCCGGCCCGGCUCUUAGGAUGUCUCUGCCCCGGAGGUCGCGGAUCCGCGCGUCCGUUGGACCUGUUCGUCCUUCUUCGGGCUACAAGAAGGCAGAUGAUGAGAUGUCCCGGGCCACGUCUGUUGGAGACCAGCUGGACACACCAACCCGCACCAUUUACCUCAACCAAGCGCAUCUCAACAAAUUCCGUGACAACCAGAUCAGCACGGCCAAGUACAGCGUGGUGACGUUUCUACCUCGGUUCUUGUACGAGCAGAUCCGGAGGGCUGCCAAUGCCUUCUUCCUCUUCAUUGCCUUACUACAGCAAAUUCCAGACGUAUCUCCGACAGGAAGAUACACCACCCUGGUGCCACUGAUCAUUAUUUUAACCAUCGCGGGCAUCAAAGAGAUUGUAGAAGAUUUUAAGCGGCAUAAGGCAGACAACGCAGUUAACAGAAAGAAAACCAUAGUGUUAAGAAAUGGUGUGUGGCAUACCAUCAUGUGGAAAGAGGUGGCAGUGGGAGACAUCGUGAAGGUCAUCAACGGGCAGUAUCUUCCAGCAGACAUGGUCCUGUUCUCCACCAGUGAACCUCAGGCGAUGUGUUAUGUUGAAACAGCCAAUCUCGAUGGGGAGACGAACCUGAAAAUACGGCAGGGUUUGAGUCACACGGCUGACAUGCAGACCAGGGACGUGCUCAUGAAGUUGUCUGGGACCAUCGAGUGUGAAGGGCCCAACCGCCACCUCUAUGACUUCACCGGAAACUUGAACUUGGAUGGAAAAAGCCCUGUUUCCCUUGGGCCCGACCAGAUCUUACUAAGAGGCACACAACUUAGGAACACUCAGUGGGUCUUUGGCAUAGUUGUUUACACUGGACACGACACCAAGCUCAUGCAGAAUUCCACCAAAGCACCUCUCAAGAGAUCGAAUGUUGAGAAGGUGACGAACGUGCAGAUCCUGGUGCUGUUUGGCAUCCUCUUGGUCAUGGCCUUGGUGAGCUCCGUGGGAGCCCUGUACUGGAAUGGGUCCCAAGGGGAAAAGAACUGGUACAUCAAGAAGAUGGACACGAGCUCGGACAAUUUUGGGUAUAACCUGUUGACCUUCAUCAUUCUGUACAACAACCUCAUCCCCAUCAGUCUGCUGGUGACUCUCGAGGUGGUGAAGUACACGCAGGCCCUCUUUAUAAACUGGGACACAGACAUGUAUUACCUGGGAAACGACACCCCUGCCAUGGCCAGGACGUCGAACCUGAAUGAGGAGCUCGGGCAGGUAAAAUACCUGUUUUCUGACAAGACCGGAACUCUUACGUGCAACAUCAUGAACUUCAAGAAGUGCAGCAUCGCUGGGGUGACGUAUGGUCAUUUUCCAGAAUUGACAAGGGAACCAUCCUCAGAUGAUUUCUGCCGGAUGCCUCCUCCCCUCAGUGACUCCUGUGACUUUGACGACCCCCGGCUCUUGAGGAACAUCGAAGACCAUCACCCCACCGCCCCUUGCAUCCAGGAGUUCCUCACCCUUCUGGCCGUGUGCCACACUGUGGUUCCGGAGAAGGACGGAGACAGCAUCGUCUACCAGGCCUCGUCCCCAGAUGAGGCCGCUUUGGUGAAAGGAGCUAGGAAGCUGGGCUUUGUCUUCACGGCCAGGACGCCCUACUCCGUCAUCAUAGACGCGAUGGGACAGGAACAGACAUUUGGAAUCCUUAAUGUCCUGGAAUUUUCCAGCGACAGAAAGAGAAUGUCCGUGAUCGUGCGAACCCCUUCGGGACAGCUGCGGCUCUACUGUAAGGGGGCUGAUAAUGUCAUUUUUGAGAGACUUUCCAAAGAUUCAAAAUACAUGGAGGAAACAUUAUGCCACCUGGAGUAUUUUGCCACGGAAGGCUUGCGGACUCUCUGUGUGGCUUACGCCGACCUCUCUGAGAGUGAGUACGAGGAGUGGCUCAAAGUCUAUCAGGAAGCCAGCACGAUCCUGAAGGACCGAGCUCAGCGGCUGGAGGAGUGUUACGAGAUCAUUGAGAAGAAUCUACUGCUCCUUGGAGCCACAGCCAUAGAAGACCGCCUUCAGGCAGGCGUGCCCGAGACCAUCGCGACUCUGUUGAAGGCAGAAAUUAAAAUAUGGGUGUUGACAGGAGACAAACAAGAAACUGCAAUUAACAUAGGUUAUUCCUGCCGGCUGGUAUCACAGAAUAUGGCCCUUAUCCUAUUGAAGGAGGAUUCUUUGGAUGCGACGCGGGCAGCCAUCACCCAGCACUGCGCGGACCUCGGGGGCCUGCUGGGCAGGGAGAACGACGUGGCCCUCAUUAUCGACGGCCACACACUGAAGUAUGCGCUGUCCUUCGAGGUCAGGAGGAGCUUCCUGGACCUGGCCCUGUCGUGCAAGGCUGUCAUCUGCUGCAGGGUCUCUCCGCUGCAGAAGUCGGAGAUAGUGGACGUGGUGAAGAAGCGGGUGAAGGCCAUCACGCUGGCCAUUGGGGACGGGGCCAACGACGUCGGGAUGAUCCAGACAGCCCACGUGGGUGUGGGGAUCAGCGGGAAUGAGGGCAUGCAGGCCACCAACAACUCGGACUACGCCAUUGCACAGUUUUCCUACUUGGAGAAGCUCCUGCUGGUUCAUGGCGCCUGGAGCUACAACCGGGUGACCAAGUGCAUCCUGUACUGCUUCUACAAAAACGUGGUCCUCUACAUCAUCGAGCUUUGGUUUGCCUUCGUAAAUGGAUUUUCCGGGCAGAUUUUAUUUGAACGUUGGUGCAUCGGCCUGUACAACGUGAUUUUCACGGCGUUGCCCCCCUUCACGCUGGGCAUCUUCGAGAGGUCAUGCAGUCAGGAGAGCAUGCUGAGGUUCCCACAGCUCUACAAAAUCACCCAGAACGCCGAGGGCUUCAACACAAAGGUUUUCUGGGGUCACUGCAUCAACGCCCUGAUCCACUCCCUCAUCCUCUUCUGGUUUCCCAUGAAGGCGCUGGAACACGAUACCGUGUUGGCCAACGGUCAUGCCACCGACUAUUUAUUUGUUGGGAAUAUUGUUUAUACGUAUGUUGUUGUUACUGUUUGUCUGAAAGCUGGUUUGGAGACUACAGCUUGGACAAAAUUCAGUCACCUGGCCGUCUGGGGAAGCAUGCUCAUCUGGCUGGUGUUUUUUGGCGUCUACUCAACCCUCUGGCCCACCAUUCCCAUCGCUCCAGACAUGAAGGGACAGGCGACCAUGGUCCUGAGCUCUGCGCACUUCUGGCUGGGAUUAUUUCUGGUUCCUACUGCAUGCCUGAUCGAGGACGUGGCAUGGAGAGCGGCCAAGCACACCUGCAAGAAAACGCUGCUGGAGGAGGUGCAGGAGCUGGAAACGAAGUCCAGGGUGAUGGGCAGAGCGAUGCUCCGGGACAGUAACGGAAAGAGGAUGAACGAACGGGACCGGCUGCUGAAGAGGCUGAGCAGGAAGACGCCGCCCACCCUGUUCCGCGGAGGCUCCCUGCAGCAGUCAGUGCCCCACAUGCGCACGCACCUGGCGUUACUGGGCGGAUUAAUGGAGGCUGCUGUAUAAAUGAGCACCUGCGGUAGAAGCCCAAUAAACAUCAGGUAUUACUUUUUUUUCUGCCACUAGUUGAGGAAAUCUGAGCCACUUACCUAUUUCCCUAAACUUGUUCUCUCCUCUGAGAAAAAACCAGAAUAACAUACCUCUUAUAUAGCCCAUGAGGCUUCACGACGGAGCGGGGAGAACAGGCAGAGGAGGAGUGCUGAGCCCCUAAAAGCGGUGUUCGUGCCUCAGAGCCUCCAGCCUCAAAGAAUGAACCACCAAAGUGGAGACUCGGGAGGACUUUUGUGGGAGCAUCAUAAAGGGUCUUAAAACAACCACUAAAUGUUUUCCAGACUCUGUUUUGAAGGACAAAAAAUUUCUAAUGAACAAGAGCUGUACAAGAAAGCGGCUUAAAAUCACACAUUUUAAAGACACUCAGCAACUAGUGAUGAGAGCCUGCUGGGCCCCAGGGCAUCUGUCCCUGACCCGCAGGGCGAGGAGGUGCUCCGGGACCGGGCCUCUGUCUUCGCAGGAACCUCAUCUCCGAGCACCCGUCGUUCCCAGGGGCCGCCGCACCCGGUGUCUGUGACCGACCCUGCGCGUCCCGCACAGCCGAAUCUCCUUGUCGACCCCGCCAGCUUCCCAAGCUUCUGUUGCUCCUGGGAAUCCUUUUCCACCCAGGGAGCGGCCACCUUCGUUAAGAUGCUAUCACAGCUCAGACUGGAAGGACUGCUACUUAAGGGGAGUUUUACUCCAAAAUAACAUGAUUUUUAGGAAUUUCACCAAAUAUUCUACCUGGAGAGGACAGACCUCAGCCCCUCGAGUGUGGUCUCCAGGCCCCCAUCAACCCUUCUGAAGAUGAGUGAAGGUGGGAAAUGCUAUGAGCUGGGGGUUCCCUCUGAGGCCCCGUCUGGAUGCAGAUGGCAGGCAGGGCUCAUCAGGCAGGAGCUGGUGAGCUGAAGGUGCUGGCGGAGGUGGGCUGGGUGACUGUGGCCCCUGUUGUCCUGCUAAAAUUUCUUCCACUGUGGCUCUAACCCCUACCAGGCCUGGCUUCUAAAAGGAAAGUAUUUAUGGGUCACAGAGACACCCCUAUCAGGCCACCCUCCUUUCAUUCUUGAAUUGAAAGGACACUUAACCUCGCUUGAGUCUCAGAACGUCCUGGUGCACAUUCUGGAAACAUGACGGUAGAUGCAGCUGGACCAGGAGCCCUCCGGUAGUGACCUCUGGCCUGUGCUGACCCUGGGAGGAGAGACUGGACCAGAAAUGCCUGAAACCCUCCCCACCCUAGAGUGGCUGUCAUCCCGCUGGCUGGCCCUCCUCCAGUGAGACAAAUGUGAGCUGAGGACGUCAGACAGCUCCGAGCUGAAGAAACCAGCGCAGGGCUUCCUGAACGGAAAACAACAGAUAAGAGAUGGGGCCGCUGCUCCUUCCUUCCAACAGGGAGUGGAUGGUUCCAGAUGUGAGAUACUCCCCAAAAGGACAUUCCCAAACAAGGCUUAUUUUUCUGUCUCAGCAAGUCCCCUUCAUCCUUUCCUCUCCACUAGUCUCCACCCCCAACAACAACAAAAAAACCUCAUUAAAAAAUAGGUAGCAAUGUUCUAUUUGGGCUGACAACGGCCUGGAGGGGAGCCUCUGCCAGCACUGGAGAGGCUCUUGUCCUCCCCUCAAGAGGACCCGUCCUGGGGCCCACUGGAGGGCCUGGUCCAGGCCAUUUACAGAAAAGUGAGCCACGAAGGCCCAAGAGCUUAAAGGCUAAGCCCUCCCCGGCCCUAGGCUCUGGGUCCACAAGGAUGGCGGAGCACAGGGGAGGGAGAGCUCCAUGGUGGCCUGCCUGCCCCAAGGAUGGAGAAGGACACUUACAGGGGGUCCCCAUCCCUCAAGGUCAGCACCACUUCUCGGGGCGGAGAAGCAGCCCCCGGGUGUGGCAGGACCACCGUUCCCACAGCACGCUGGGUCCAAGGACAGCUGCUGCGGCACGGCCACCUUGGUAAGCAGCAGAUAUUACUAGAAACGUCCCCUUCGGGAGACCAGAGGAAGAACGCUGCCCGGGCCAACCACAGAGCUCAGCCUUGUUGCCAGAGGAGGCAGUGCCGUUUGCUAGAUUUUACUUUGAAACACUGCAAGGCCAGCAGCUGGUCUGGGACGGCAGCAAGGACGCAGCACAAAGGGCACCUUGUGGGGCACGGGAGGCGGGGCCCAGAGAACCCUUGGGCCACCCAGGGUUUCCUCAUCUUGGACCCACAGCUCCGAGGUGGGAGGAGGCCGUUCCUCUUCAGAUCCCAGGAAUUCUCCGAGGCCGGGAGAGUGGCACAGCCUCCGUGGGAAGGCUCAGGGCCCACUGGCUCUGCACCCUUUGCGGGGCGCACACUGGCCUGGGGGCUCUGCCUGGUGCUAGGACAGUGGACAUGCGGGUUUUGGUAGAAAUGCGGGUGAGCAGCCAGACUGACAUCCCAGUGGAGGCUCCCCUCGGCUCUCAAUCUGUCUUUACUUCCACCCCCUCCCUGCUGCCCAGCCACGACCUCAGUGGCUCCUAGGCCCCCUCUGCAGACAAGCCCCGGGUCCUCUCAGGCCGAAAGGCUUGCUCUCGGGAAGAGCUGGGAAGCUAGCCCCUGGGGACGGAGGCGCAGUUUCUGCGCAUGAUCGGAGCAGCCAGUCACCCCCAGCAUCUGCUUUUAAAGUCACUUCCUCAUCUCCCUCCCCAUGAAGACUAUACUUUGCUCUGUACAUCUUUAUAGUCCAGAAACUUCCCUUCUCAAGCCAAGUGUCUGAGUAAAGUCAGAAUCCAGGAUGAUACACAGGCAUACUCCUGACCUCUUCUCCUUUAAGGGCUGUGAGCUAACAGCACCAGUGGUAAGUCCUAAACACGCGCAGGCGGGAGGCAGGCUUUUGACUGUGUCGUUUUUUGGUCAGAAGGUCUAAUUCAGCUUGUGGGACUUUUCCGUACCCCUGACCCAGAAGACUCAGUCAACAGAGCGGGUCUUACCUGUCCCUUCUGUAGGAAGGGCCAGUUAGGAAGCAGAGCCUUAUUCUGGACUUCUGAAAGUUAACCCCAUCCCAGACCCUCAGAACGGAGCUGCAGGAGCGCUCGGGCCAUGCCUGGGUUUGUCUACCAGCUCUGCCACCUUGGGCAAGUCAUGAUGUCACCCAUGCCUCCAUUUCCCCAUCUGUGAAAUGGGAAGAACUCCGCCGCCUGUCUCACAGCGCUGCUGGGAGGAACAGAAGAGCUGAGCAUGCACAGUACACACCACAUGCUCUGGACACACAGCAACUGAUCCUGUCGGCUGCUGGUAGUGUUGCCAUCAUUUCUGGAACCAGUUGUAAAAACCAGUCUUCCUGUAGCCAUUGGGCCAAUUAAACACCUCUUGACUUUUUCUAGUGAUUUUUUUUUUCCUUUACCUACACAAAAGUAGACCCACCAAAUCCGCCUGAUGUGAACGCUCCCAGCACCCCGUGCACUUUGCCAGCCCUUACUGUUAGCAUAUGUUUACCUGGCAUGUUUACACCUUAAUAAAUCACCCACGGGCCUGUAGCUUCAGGCUGACUGGAACCUUUCCGGCGCAGGACCUGUUCUCCCCGGGGGCUGGCAGUGGGACAGUGCGGCGGGAGCCAGUGACACACUGUGAUUCACAGGCUGCGCCGGGCUGCAGCCCCCAGAAAUGGGAGGACACUCCCCAGCCCAGCCCAGCAGCAGCACAGAACCACCCGGACUCCGCCCCUCGGGCGCACCCUCCCUCCUCCUCUUCUUUGCCACACACGCCCAUGAGGGUCAGCUGUCUCUGGACCCCUAUCCAAGGCCACGGGGCCCGUGGUAGGAGCUUGGCCACGGUCUCCCCAUAAAGCAGCUUCUUCCAAACCCAGUGCACCGC
Messenger RNA from Camelus dromedarius (Arabian camel), 7408 nucleotides. RefSeq names its product ATPase phospholipid transporting 8A2 (gene ATP8A2). Gene Ontology annotation, cellular component: plasma membrane. Gene Ontology annotation, biological process: neuron development; phospholipid translocation. Gene Ontology annotation, molecular function: ATP hydrolysis activity; ATPase-coupled intramembrane lipid carrier activity; ATP binding. NCBI's taxonomy places the organism in Eukaryota, Metazoa, Chordata, Mammalia, Artiodactyla, Camelidae. The record is from RefSeq and is a predicted model, not a curated record. The coding region runs from base 48 to 3569 and encodes 1173 amino acids. The transcript is spliced from 37 exons.